AUGAGUGUACCAAUCAGUCAGCAACAGCAACUAAUCAAAAAAUAUUUCAACUUGCUAGUCAAGGAGUUCAUUACCGACCCAAGACACAAUGAGGAUAUCCGCAUAGUUUUUGAAAAAGAUUUAGGCAGUGAAGGAAACGUUACAACCUUAGGUAAUACUGAGAGAAGUGGAGAUGAGGAACAAUUAAGGGGAACAGUAGUUCAUGAGUUCACCCACCUUUAUCUUUAUUCUACGGUUGGCAAACAUGACCAUGAUGACCGUUUUUACUCCACCAUGGAAUAUUUGGAAAGUUGGCUUGACAAAAAUCAGAAAUUAAGUCCUCGGGUUGAUAAAAGUGGUGACCGCUACCAGUAUGUGGGCGAUAAUAGCGAGACUAACGAUAAAGAAAAUACUUGUCCGGAAUGCUCCCAUGCCAUUCCUCACCAUUCCCCCCAAUGUUCUCAUAAUCAAAACAAUCCUCGUCCCACUAGACAAUCCAAGCCAGGACAAAAUACAGUUAUUACUAAUGACCCCCAAAAAGCGGCCGAAUUUGACCAGUUAAUGAAACAGUUGGAAACUAGUCAAGACCUCGCGACCCUCGAAACCACUUAUCAAAAUAUAAAAGAUAAUCCUCUUUAUGGUAAUAAUAAAAAAUCGCUAGACAAUCUUUAUGAGUUAAAAAAACUCUUUUUGCAGUCUUCAAGUAAUAAUCAACGUUCAUCAACUAAUGACCCUGCUUUAAAUAAGAGCGGACUAGGCAGCAGAGAAUAUUUUCUGAUUAU
Messenger RNA from Ambispora leptoticha, 761 nucleotides. Lineage: Eukaryota; Fungi; Glomeromycota; Glomeromycetes; Archaeosporales; Ambisporaceae. The record is from the annotation of a GenBank genome assembly.